This is a messenger RNA of Petromyzon marinus (sea lamprey), 6488 nucleotides long. It is a transcript of the gene SEZ6, whose product is annotated as seizure related 6 homolog. The record is from RefSeq and is a predicted model, not a curated record. NCBI's taxonomy places the organism in Eukaryota, Metazoa, Chordata, Hyperoartia, Petromyzontiformes, Petromyzontidae.
GAACCCGCGUUCCCGCGCGGCGCCCAGCCAAUGGAGCUUCAGCAAGCGAGCAACGCUGCUGCUGCUGAUGAUGAUGCUGCCGUAGUCGCUUGCCUGCUGUACAAGCAGUGGGAGCUUCACGCUGCCUUUCUCGGGAAGCGCACGAGCGAAAUAUCGGCUAAAUCAGUUCCAGAAGAGCCUUCAUUUAUUCACAUCCAGCCGUUUGGGCGAUCAGUCCGGCUAUUGUCGCGCGCGCGCGUGUUUCCUUAUUAGAAUUGUGAGCUUAUUUAUUUUUGAACACCAUAAUUGUUUAAAUAAACAUCGGACACAAUUACAACAUUUUUGUAAGCGUUGAUUAAACGCAAAAAACCCACUACCGUCGUGUUUCAUUCAUUCAUUAUCUAGACACACGUACAAAUUCUCGAUCGUACACAAUCAAAUCUCUCGCGAGGAUUUUUUUUCUCCCAUUUGCAGAUUUUAAAAAAAUCUCUUGGGUAUCAGAACAGCGAAUUAUGCUGUAGCGACACACGCGCGCACAGACACGUACAGACAACGCACGCACCGAGAGCCGCACACAGACCACCAACCCACCACCGCAGCAGCAGCAGCGUUCGAGCACACAGCGCAGGGCAGGCAGAGGAGGAGGAGGGUGGUGGUGGUGCCUUCGGUCAUCUUCCUCUCUCAUCUCGCCGCGCUCCACUGUGCAAAAUCCGCGAUGCCGUCGAGGGGCUAUGGCAGCCUGACCACUCUGCUGCUGCUGCUUCUGUUGGGCUGCGUUGCCGUCCUCGGAGCUCAUGGAGCGAGCGACGGGGGCGACGAGCCCAUCCCCACGGCGUCCUCCUCCACGUCCCCGGCCACGUCUGCCACGGAGGACGACGAGGCCUCGGUGCUCACCGUGACCUCGGUGACCUCCAGCCAGACGGUGCAGCCCAGCUCCGGCACGCAGCGGAUGCAGCCGGGGCUGCCGGCCAUCGCCGGCGGCUCGGCACUCUCUGACCUCGUGCACCGCUCCCUGCUCAAGAAGGACUUCCUGGGCCGCGAGCCGUUCUUCAGCCAGCAGAACGCCGGCCGUCUCGUCGCGUCGCUCGAGAGCGCCAAGCGCGAGGGCGGCCGCCUCACGAACCCCCGCGACCUCGAGAGCGCCGACAAACCCGCUGGCGAAAAGCCCGGCCGCGAUGACGACGACAAUGACAACAACAACAACCGGCGCGACGACGGUCACGGCAGCGACGACGGCAAUGACAAGGAGGCCCUGGCGGCCGCCAUGGCGACCACGGUGCUGACCACCACGGUCACCACGCCGACGCAGCAGACCAAGCUCCAGAUUUCCAACUCCGGGCAGACGGCGGCAGCGCCGGCGGUGGCAACGGCGGUGGCGUCGGCGACGGCAGGCACGACGUAUGGAACCACCGCCGAAGUUCUCACCACGGCUCGCAGCACCGGCGCGGCGGGGCCCGGCGCUCGGCGCGGCGGCGGCGGCGGCGUCGUCCCGGCUCACACGACGGCCAAGCGGCAGGACGCCACCUGGGCCACGCGUGCCCCGGCCCAGCCGACCCUGCCCACUGAGCCGCCGGGCGACUACGCAGCUACCCACGCGCGCACCCGGCUCGUCACUGCCGCGGACCCCACGGGGACGACGCGCGAUGCCGUCGGCAAGGCCCCGGCCGACGAGGAGCGAAGCGGCCCGGAGGAGCCGGAGCGCGGCGACGACGUCACUCCGCCGGGCGAUGGGGCGACUGCGAGUGGCAGCCUUGCCCCUCUGAGCGCAGCCGCCGCCACCGGCGCCGCCGCCGUUGCUACAAAUGAGGGCGGUGAUGGCAAAGCUGCUCCCACGGCAACGGUUGGCGUAGAGGAGCGUCCGACCGAAACGAGUCCCGUGGCUGAGGCCGUGCUGCCGGAGAUGGACAAGGACGAGUCGCUGGGUGUCGCGACCGAGGCGGUCGGACGGCCGGAGGUCACCGCGACCGUCGCUGCUGCUACCGCCGCUGUGGAGGAAGUAGAGGAGGAGGACGACGCUCUGUCGAGCGACGCUCAUCCAGACGGCGACGCGGCCACGUCCGCCGUGACCGAUGCCGACGAGGAGACGACCACCACCACCAUCAUCACCACGACCAUCAUCACCACCGUGCAGACGCCAGUGCCGUGCAACAUGAACUACACAGGCCCUGACGGCUACAUCGACUCGCCCGAUUCGCCGGGGUUUCCCUACUUCAGCAGCCUGGACUGCACCUACACCGUGACGGUGUACACCGGCUACGGCGUCGAGCUGCAGGUGAAGACCCUGAACCUGCUGGAGGGGGAAUUGUUGUCCAUCUACAGCAUCCUCGACGGCCGCCCCCUCGUGCUGGCCAAUCAGACGCUGCUCGUCGAGGGUCAGGUGAUCCGGAGUCCGACCAAUCAAGUGUCGGUUCAUUUCCAGAGUUUCCAGAUCGGAGUCCCGGGCUCGUUCCGAUUCCACUACCAAGAGUACGUGCUGAGCUGCCCGGUGCCGGGGAAGCCGGCGUUUGGCGAGGUGUACGUGAGCGGCCUGCACCCCGGCGGCAAGGCCUACUUCCACUGCAAGGCCGGGUACCAGCUGCGGGGCCAGAGCAUCCUCACCUGCAUCAACAGCACCCACCCGGGCUGGGACGCCACUGAGCCCCUGUGCUUAGCGAUGUGCGGAGGCCUCAUCCGGAACGCGUCCGUGGGUCGCAUCCUCUCGCCCAACUUCCCGGCCAACUACACCAACAACUUGACGUGCGUGUGGCUCAUAGAGGCGCCCGACGGCCAGCGGCUGCACCUGCACUUCGAGAAGCUGGCCCUGGCCGAAGACGACGACAGGCUGAUCGUGCGCAACGGGAACACGUCGAGCGCCGUCCCGCUCUACGACUCGUACGAGACGGAGUACUUCCCCGGCGAGGGCGUCAUCAGCACGAGUCGCUACUUCCGCCUGGAGCUCACGACCGACAACGUCGGCACGGCGCCGGGAUUCGCCGUGCGAUACGAAGCGUUCGAGCGUGGCCGCUGCUACGAGCCGUACAUCCAGUACGGCAACUACAGCAGCUCGGACCCGCUGUACUCGGUGGGCACCCUGGUGGAGUUUGCGUGCCACCCCGGCUACACACUGGAGCAAGGAACCCCCGUCAGCGAAUGCCUGGACAUCCGCGAGCCCUACUGGAACCAGACCGAGCCCAUCUGCCGUGCGCUGUGUGGCGGCGACGUAACCGGGUCGCACGGAAUCAUCCUCUCCCCCAACUACCCCGACAUCUACGACGAGGGCCAGGACUGCAUCUGGGGCGUGCGUGUGCGCGAGGGACGGCGCAUCCUGCUGGAGAUACAGCUGCUGGACAUCGGCAGCACGGACUCGGUGACGAUCUUCGACGGUGACGACCUGACGUCGCGCGCCCUGGGACAGUACGCCGGCACGCACCACCGCUUCCGCGUCUUCACCACGGGCUCCGAGGUCACGGUGCAGUUCCUGUCCGACCCCGCGGGGCCCAUCCCCGGCAGGGGUCGUGGCUUCGUCGUCCACUACUCUGAGGUCGUGCGUAACGACACGUGCUCGCCGUUGCCCGACGUGUCGCACGGCUGGAAGACGCUGUCUCACGCCGAGCCGAUUCGCGGCACGGUGGCCACGUACCAGUGCGAGCCGGGCUACGACAUCCUGGGCACCGACAUUCUCAUGUGCCAGUGGGACCUCUCCUGGAGCACCGACCCGCCCUCCUGCCAGCGCGUGCAGUACUGCUCGGACCCCGGCGUGACGGAGCACGGCCGGCGCGUGCUCUCCGACUCGCGCUUCCUCGUCGGCUCCACCGUGCAGUACGGCUGCGACCGUGGCUACCAGAUGGAGGGCGGCUCACUGCUCACGUGCCACGCGCGCGACACCGGCAGCCCCAAGUGGAGCGCGCCGGCGCCGCGAUGCGUCCCCGAGGUGUUCGACCCGUGCGUGAACCCCGGCAUGCCGGAGAACGGAUACCAGCUGCUGUACAAGCAGCUGUACCAGCCGGGCGAGCUGCUGCGUUUCUCCUGCCUGGACGGCUUCCAGCUGGUGGGCGACGUGAGCGUGCGCUGCCUGCCCGGCCACCCGUCCCGCUGGAGCGGCUCGGCCCCCAAGUGCCAGGUGGCAUACACGGAGCACCACGCUGACCCGAAAUCUGAAGUUGCCAAGACGAGCGAAUCGGGGGUGCAGAAGCCCGGCCGUGACAUUGUCGUGGCCAUCACCAUCCCCGUGGUCAUCGUGGGUCUGCUCAUCGGAGGGAUUUACGUGUACUUCACCAAGCUGCGCGGGAAGUCGUCCCUGCGCGUGCCGCUCACGAGCUCGCAUUCCUACGCUCGCCUCCCAGACGAGGCCGUCUUCGACAAUCCCAUCUACGAGAUCGGAGAGGCUUCAAAGCGACCGCCGCUCAGUUUCGUCCAUCUGUAGUGCGUGCCCCCCCCCCACCCACCAAUCAGACACCCGGGAGUACGAGGUCUCCAUCUAGGGCGGGCGGGGUGGCUCCGCGGAGAGACGAGCGGCACCACUCUCUCCCGCGACAUCGCCUCACUGGCCGGCGCGGCCUUACGCAGAGCCCUGGGCACAACGCGCCCCUACCGCCGCCCCUGCCCGCCCGCCCUCCCGCCCGCGACAUCAUUCGUGUAAUCGGUCGCAUUACGUAGGAAUCCGCUAAACCGUUCUGAGCAGUUUGCGAGCGCCGCCGUCUUUGUGGGCUUGCGUGGCUUCACACCCCGCAACUGGCACGCAGGUGGUGGGUAAGGUCACACGCCUCCUUCUCCCGCAAAGCUUUACAGCGCAGAGCCGUCUGCCGCACAUCGUUUGUGAAGUCUUUUGGUUUACAGCGCUUUCCGUCGACGCUUUACGUCGCUCGCCGGCCCUGGCGUCGGGGCCCUCUCCUUGCGCCGACAUCCCCCGAGCUCCGGGGGGUGGGUGGGAAUCCGAGAGAGUUUUAUUUAUUUCAUGUGCGGGAUUCAAUGGCUACCUUACCAAACUUGCUGAAACACAAAUGAUGGAGGAAUCGAGCGAGCGAGUCAAAUUGAGAAAAAUCGAUUAACGCUGAGCUUUUGUAACGAGACAUUUUUCACAUACGCUGGAUGUUUGGGUCGCCGACACGCUCGACGCCAGGCGAGCAGCGGUCCCCCCCCCCCCCGCUGAGCGACGUCACAGAUCCCUCACUGCGCCACCCCCCCCCACACCCCGUCUGGCGAGGAGAGGCGUUUCUCAUUUGAGGGAGAUGAUUUAGUUUUGCCGUCUUCAUGAUGAACGCGUCGUUAGCGCGAGCCUUGCUCACCCUGCAGAAUAUAAUAUUAUACGGUAACCUGUGACUCGCGAGCACUUAGUAGCCUGUGAUCGUGAUUGUGUGCUUUACCUGCGAAUUUACAGCCAAUUAGCAGCUUUUACGGCUCGAGUUAACUGCAACCGUUUUCCAAAAAAAACAAACUAAUCGGUGGAAUUUUUACGAUGACCGACGACGUCUGGCAACUUAGUUUCGCAAAAACCACGUCACUUUUUUUUACGUUCCGACAACUAUCUUAACUGUUCCGGGGUUAUUUUUGUUUGUUAAGCACGAGUAAGAAAAAAAAAUAUUUUAAAAAAAGGGGGCCGUAAAGCCCUGAACGUUUUAUCUUAAUCACAUUUAAACUUCAGGUGAGCUCGAGUAAGCAUGCAUGCUCUACUGUAACGCCGAGUCUCGUGUACUACAGUCCGUUACAAUGUUUUACGAACCGAGCCAUGUUAUCACUUUUCCGAAACUGUAUGGCACCUCCGCACCGCUUCUAGCGCACAGCCGCUCCCACCUUAGCACUCAUUCCAGCAACUUUCCCCCUUUCCCCUCGUGUGUUCCGCCAAUUCAAAACCUUCUUGAUCUUUCAGUUUUUCCCAUUUCGCGUAGGACCGCUUCCCCAUACCCCCCCCCCCAUGCCCUCAUCCACCGCCGCGACAUUCGCCGUAGUUUUUCGCUAGGUAGUUUUUUGGACGGGCGAGCGAGUGGGCGAGCGAGCGGGCAAGCACGUGCCGAGACUCGCCGCUCCGCUGCCCCCUUGCGCUCCCAUCCACUUGUAAAUAAGCAGGGCACGUCUUGUGGGAAAGAGGCGCCGUCGGAUGUGACCGACAGGCUUAAGAAACAGACCGCUCGAUUAAUCCGAACCCCGAGGAGAGUAAAACAGCAACGAAGAUGGCCCGAACCGUCUUUGGUGAACACAACUUGAAGGGCGUGCAUCCGAUGUUUUGUUUGAAACCCGUCGUGAACGCGGGAGGGCCCACGUCUUCUUUGCAUUGCAGAGUUAGGACGGCGCGAGGCUGCCCGAACUUCGCCCCUCACUGGACGGCGUUGGGGGCCGGUGGAUGGCCACACCAAGUCGGCGUGGUACGGUGUCGUCGGGCGCGGGAAUGUUUUCCCCCAAGGCGAGCCCGCGGUUCCAUCGUUUCUUGAGGCUCAUUUGUCCGGCGUGGCUUUCAAGUGUCGCUGUUUGUUAUGAUGAUGAUGUGAUCUCUUAUUUAUUGAUUAACUGAAUAAAUUAUGCCGGUUUUGUGUGUA